AUGGAGAACGGCGUUCGGGCGUCGCUACCCACAAAUCAUGACAGAGACCACGGUCAAUUUGUUAACGGCAACGGGAAUCACGCACCUCAAUCCGCUCCUGACCGACACAAUGGCAAUGGCGUUUCUACCGGGGCCGGGGCUGGGGCUGGUAGCAAUAACGGAGCAAUCUCCAUGGCGAACAGGAAAGAACACGGCGACGCGGCGAAUGUAGCGCAGCUACAGCGAACAGGCUCUAAUCCGUCGCGUAUGAACGACCUCCCAGAUGAGAUAAAGCACAUUACAGAUGGAUUCAUUCCCUUGAGUGUGCUGCUGUCGCGACUCGCGCAGAAAACCCACAACCAGCUAGCGGAUGAGAUCGUUGCUUUGGCUAAGAUGCCGGCGCCGUCCUCUGCUGUUAACGGCAAUUCCUCACACGGUCCCGCCAUAACAGACGAUACUUCACCCGAAAAUCUCAGCAAGAAGACUAGAAUUCUAAACUUCAUCCAGGAUAAACACGCCGAAUGGGUAAAAGCGACAGUGAUUGCGAGAUGGAGCAGGAACGCCUCAUCUGUCAGCAGUCUGAUCGACUUGCAUUCUUUUAUCAGAAUGGAGCAGAAGAGGUACUUUGAUAUUAUGGCCAUUAUGGCAGAUCAUCGAUGGUCCCUGGCCUUCGCGCGACUUCCAAACCCCGACCUGCGAACUGCUCUCCACGUACUUUCCACCGGAACCGCCCCCUGGAUGCCGGACCUCAAUUACAUUGACCCUCCUCCUCUGACUCAAAAAGAGCAGCUGCAAUGGAUCGAAAACCUGAACACGCUACUUUCGAUUCGACUGAAUUUAGAGGACUAUGAUAAUAUUCCUUACCAUUUUCGAGACUACACCAUCGAUUCUGGGCGCGUCACCUUCAAGGUUCCUGGUGAGUUCGAGGUAGACCUCACAAUAGCCGACGAGGACUUCGAGAAGCAGUUCUGGUUCAUCGACUUUCGGUUCGAUUUCACCCCGGCACCCUCUGAGCUAUCCGACUCGAUGAGAAUGCAUUUGGAAGGCAAAGUCAAUGAGAUGCUAGAAAAAGAAGGCCUCAGGGGGUGUUAUAAAUUCCUCCACGAGCUGGUGCUAACUCACAAGAUUACGGAAUACCUGCGCCAAGCUUUCGAGCUGAAUAGGGAUCGUUGGGUGGAUACCCUCAAGGUCGAGCGGCUUAACCGGGCUUUGGCUAUUCAAUAUUGGGUGGGCCGCUACCCGCCGGAGGGCCCGAAGAGUUGGAUUAUCUUAGGUGUUAGUACCGGCAAGAAAGCAGAUGCACCCGAGGAUCCUAAAUCGACGAGUCAUCUUACCUUACGUUGGUUUAGGGAUAGUAAGGAGGUGAAGGACGUAGAGGUUCCACUUGACGAUGCGGUUAUCUCAACGGAGGAUCUUUUGAACCGUGUCAUCGGAAGGCAUAUCGGACAUAUCCUUGGCUCAAUAUACUCCAAGUUAAAACCGAAUGGACGAUUUACCAAGCGGGAAGCCGGCCUUGCUCUAGACGUACAAAAGGACGACCCGGCACAAUCGUCGCUCAGGGUGCAAAUAGGUUACGACCACUAUCUGACCGUUAGAGUCAGCCCCAUCACCGGAUUGUUCUCGAUGAAGCCGCAGUCGAGCAUGUCUUGGAAAGGAGAGCACAGGUUAAACUGGCUGUCGAAAGAUCCUAUCCAAGACGGGGCUGUCUGUGUAGAAGGUGUAAGAUGUCACUACGUCGUCGACGAAAUUAUCCGACGCGGGAAGAGCACAGGCUGGUUCGUCUGCAAAGCGCCCGUGAGAACGGAGGCUGUUAAGGAAGCAUUAAGGUCACGGGAAGUCGGCCAACUUGUGUGGCUCAGGCGGCGUGGUUGGACAGACCAGUGGUAUUUGAUGGUAAACAUGAGCUUAAGCGGGGAUAUGUGGUGCUUGACGGAAGUCUAUAAUCUUCCUACAGGAGACCCGCGAUUCUCAUCAUUUACCAAGUUACCGUUCAGCUCUUACAUGCCAAACCUCAAAAACAAGUUCUUCUCCAACUUAACCAUCUUUACUGCUGCUAUAAUAUCUCAUAUAACGGACAUGAGGACCCUCCAUCAACGACGAGUCAAACACUCCACUUACGCUGGAAUCAACUACGCACUCCCCCCGGGCUUGAAGGUUCCAGCCAUCUUUCUAAGGCUUACGGAUAUAUUGAGGCCACCCCAAUCGAACGAGCCCGGUCGGCGAAUUGCAUCUUGGGCACAUGACUACGUGCAGAUUAUGUUCAGAGGCGCAAGUGGCCCGUCUACUAAACCGCAGAUUUCAGACCGUCAUUUAAUGGCUGUUGAGGGUACCGGGGGAAAUGCAUCGUUGCAAAAAGAGUCUUUGCAUAUAUUCCUAGAAGCUCGGAUUCAGGUUUCCAAACCUUCUAGGUUUGGCCUGCUUAAGGGACAUGUUGAACGGGAUGUGGCAUAUAGCAGACGGUUAGGGGUAUUUGCGCUUCGUCUGGAGGAGAAAAUUGGAGGCACAAUGCUGGACACACUUGCUCAACGCCUACAGGCCAUUGAUAAGCUAGCCGACUGCAUCGAUGCGAUACGCCAAAGCGACAGGGACAUCCAGUGCGAGGAGAUUACACUUACAAAGAUCGUGGUUAAUUAUACAGACCGACUAAAAUCGGAGGCCGGUACGGCAGCGCAGCUACAUGGUCCCCGUUGGAAGGCGACGUUAGAGUUAGGUCCGAACGGAACUAGGCUAUUGUUCGACAAGGGCAAUCCCCAGCUACGCGCCUUGGAUCUAUUCCGACAACUUGUCAAUUCGGACCUUCGUUGCGAGAAGUUACCAUUUUUCUUAUCAAGCACGUUGCCAAUCCAUCGUGCUUUAGACUCAGUCGAGGAUGCUUGGGCUGGUCUCGAGACGAAUAAUCAAGGUCGCGUCGAAGUGUUCGUAGCGCACCUGGAUUGGUUCGAUAUACGCUACUAUCUUCCACCGAGUAGGAAUUCACACGUCACGCGCCGUUUGACGUUACAGAUCCGACUCCAAAAACGUCGUGAUAGCGUUGAAUGGGUAAUGUCCCGCGAGGAAGCCGGCGCGGUAAAGAAACCCGAUGACGAGUUUAAGCAGGCACUCGAAAAGGUCUGGAAUGCAGAUAAUAAGGUGUGGCAUUCUUUGCUUGACGCGGCUGCGUGCAAGACGGACCACCGCGUGGGAGAUAUGAUUAGAGCCGUAGACGAAAGCGUUAGGCGGCUCUUGACGCGCUCACCAACGCUUUUAAAACAGAACCAUCCCAAAGGCCAGGUACCGGCUAAGAACCCAACCCAGGCUAUGUAUCAUAAGGCGAUGGCAGCCGUCUUCACAGGAACGACCAAGCUCGUUAACACCUCGCCGAUCCCCUCCGAGGGCCACGCCCGCAUCACUAAAGCCGCCGCCGUCGAGCUCCUACACGACCACGUCUUCUAUCUCAAGUGCGAGCCGCACUACGUCUCGCACCGGGAUCUACCCCCCACCUCCACCAGCACCGACGCCGCCGCCGCCAAAUCAGCAUACCAGCUGCCGCGGGACCUGGAGCCGUUGGGCGAGCCCGCCGUCAAGCUAUACGAGGUCGUGGACCAUGUGCCAAACCCGGCGUGGAGCUCGAGCGUCGUGAGCAACGAGGAGUUUGUGGACUUCAAGGAUGGCUUGUGGGUGAGGAUUCGCAGCCCGUUGUCGGUGGUUAUGGAGACUAGGUGGACGAUACGGGAGAGGAAGGGCACGGGGGAUAAUGGGGAGGGAGAGGGAGAAGGAGAAGGAGAAGGAGAAGGAGAAGGAGAAGAAGGGGGGCUGGAGCUGGUGGAGGAUGUUACGAUUAGUUGCUCUAAGCUGCUGCUAGGCAUUGUGAAAGGCCAGGUUGAUAAUAAUUGGAGGGAGAUACAUAGGAAGAUUGCUGCGAGGUUGGUUGAGGAUGCGAAGAAAGCGGAGGGGGAGUGA
Molecule: messenger RNA, 3918 nt
Organism: Daldinia loculata
Lineage: Eukaryota; Fungi; Ascomycota; Sordariomycetes; Xylariales; Hypoxylaceae
Product: MED14-domain-containing protein
Exons: 3
Coding region: 1-3918 (1305 amino acids)
Biological process (GO): regulation of transcription by RNA polymerase II
Cellular component (GO): core mediator complex; mediator complex
Molecular function (GO): transcription coregulator activity
Source: RefSeq, a predicted model, not a curated record